This is a messenger RNA of Arachis duranensis, 3271 nucleotides long. RefSeq names its product disease resistance protein RPP13-like. Gene Ontology annotation, molecular function: ADP binding. Lineage: Eukaryota; Viridiplantae; Streptophyta; Magnoliopsida; Fabales; Fabaceae. Gene Ontology annotation, biological process: defense response; signal transduction. The transcript has 3 exons. The record is from RefSeq and is a predicted model, not a curated record. The coding region runs from base 1 to 3138 and encodes 1045 amino acids.
AUGGCAGAUUCAUCAGAUCACGAUUCAACACCAUUGUCAUAUUUCAAGUAUGAUGUUUUUCUGAGCUUUAGAGGUUACACAAGAUUCGAAUUCACAGACACGCUCUAUCAUGCUUUGAUCAACAACAGAAUCGAGACCUUCAGAGAUAGCGAGGAGCUCAGAAUAGGCGAGGAACUGGAAGGUGCUCUUGUUGAAGCAAUUGAAAGAUCAAGGAUGUCAACUGUUAUACUGUGUGAUGAGUAUCCAACUUCCAAGUGGUGCCUUGAUGAACUCGUCAAGAUCAUGGAGUGUUCCGGCAACGGAACAAAGCGACCGGUGUUACCGGUCUAUUUCCGUGUGGCAAAAUCAGAUGUGCAGUUUCAGAAAAAUAAGUAUGAAACAGCCAUGGCUGCUCAUCAAGUAAAAGGAAGAAACAACCACAAGUUGGAAGCGUGGAAGUCAGCUUUGUCUCAAGUAGGCAAGAUUUAUGGUCAACGCUGUGAUCACAAAACACCAAGCGGCUUGGCUAUUGAUAAGAUUGUUGAAGAGGUCAAAAAAAGACUUCCUCCCUUGCCUCUGUAUAUUGGGCGUCCACUUGGAUUUGAUUCUGAACUUGAAGCGGCCAAAUCACUUCUAGAGAUCGAUUCUAAUGCCACAUGUUUCACGUUGGGGAUUCAUGGAGAUGGUGAUGAAAUAAGCAUAUUUGUUGCUGAGUUGUAUAACAAGAUUAGGCCUCAUUUUGUAGCUGCAAGUGUUCUUUCAAAUGUCAGUGAGAAAACUAAUAAAAGCGGUGGUGGCCUAGAAGAUCUACAAAUGACACUUCUUUCUGAGAUGGGAGAGGAGGUGAAGUCUAAGAUUGGAAGCACAUUCAAAGGAUCCUCUGAAAUAAAACGAAGACUAGGCCAAAAAAGAGUCCUUCUGGUUUUGGAUGAUGUUGAUAGUACACAUCAACUGAAUUCGCUAGCAGGAGGAAUUGAUUGGUUUGGUCCUGGUAGUAGGAUCAUUAUAACAACAAGAUACGAAGACGUGCUAGAUGAUCAUGCUUUAAACAAUGGUGUUGAGGUUAGGAAAUAUUGCAUCACCAAAGGCAGUGGUUCUACUGUGAAGGAAGAAAAUGUAGUGGGAUUGGAGAAAGAUUUUGAAAUUGUGAUUAAUCAACUCAAGGAAGAAGAUUCUCCCGGGAAUGUUGUUUCCAUUGUUGGCAUGGGUGGGAUAGGGAAGACCACCCUUGCUCGAAAGAUCUACAAUAGCGACGAGGUCAAGAAGCUAUUCCCUUGCCGUGCAUGGGCAACUGUUUCCAAGGAUUACAGAGAAAAGGAAGUUUAUAAAAGCCUUCUCAACUGUCUGAAACCUUCCAGUUCCAAAUCUAAGCUUGAAGAUUUAAGUAGUAAAGAGGAGCUGAAGGAGGAGGUGAUGCAAUGUUUGAAAGGGAAAAAGUAUUUGGUAGUUCUGGAUGAUGUCUGGGACACUAAAGCUUGGGGUACUAUAAAGGAUUGUUUCACAAAUAACAGCAGUGGUGGCAUGAUACUAUUAACUACACGUAAUGAUCAAGUGGCCUACUUUUCAAGGUCAAAGGAUCUUCAUCACAAGCUUUCCUUUAUGGAUAAAGAAGAAAGCUGGAAACUGUUCAGUCUUGAGGUGUUCUGUGGAGAAAACUGUCCUCUGGAACUAGAACCUAUUGGUAGAUCAAUUGCUAAAAGUUGUAAGGGUUUACCAUUGGCUAUCAAAACCGUAGCCGGGUUUGUCUUGAAGAGGGAGAGAUCAGAAGAUGCAUGGAAAGAAAUUAUGAAUUUACUCCCUUAUUGUUGUGUUACUGAGGACAAGGAAAGUAGUGAGGCAAUGAAAGGGAUCUUGAAGUUUAGCUAUGAUGAUUUGCCCAACAAAUUGAAGCCCUGCUUCUUGUAUCUUGGAAUCUUUCCUGAAGAUGAUGAGAUUCGAGUGAGAGACUUAAUCCACCUGUGGAUGGCAGAAGGGUUCAUAGAGCAAAUUCAAACUGGAAGAUCAGAAGAAGCACCACCAGAACCUGAAGAUAUUGGUGAGCAAUACUUGAAGGAGCUAGUGGAUCGUAACUUGGUACAAGUGGCAAAGAGAAGGAGUGAUGGCAAAGGCGUGAAAACAUGUCAGAUUCAUGAUCUCAUCCGGCAACUCUGCAUUUCAGAGAGCAAUAAUAGAAACAACAAUGCUUGUAGAUUUUUCUUUCCCAACAACAUAGGAUCCUAUGCAUGUUCAGUAACAUGUAAUCAAUCAUGCACUCGCUCUUUGCUCAUUCAUGGAGAUGCACGAGGGUGGUCACAUCAUAUUCCAAAAAACUGCCGAGUUAAUGUGCUAUAUCUUGCAAAAUGGUGGGUAAUCGCUACUGUAACAGAGAAAGAGUACUUGAAAACGUUGAAACAUCUCAGGUACUUGAGAAUGGACUAUUUUGACGGAUAUAAUAAGUUUCCGAGUGUAGAAACUUUACAUAUAUCUCAAUAUUUUCUGAAGGAGUUUAGUAUUGGGGGGUGGAAGCAACUGAGACAUCUUCAUUGUGAACUUUGCAUGAACUUAUUAGUAGAUGAAAAACAAGGAGUAAAAGAUAAAAUGCAGCAUGUCCAAACUCUAUGUUAUGUGUAUGCCGAUUCACAUCUAGAGUUCUUACUCGACAAUGGCUACUUCCCCAACUUGAGAACACUUGGUUUAGUGAUCAUUGAAGACCCAUAUUCAUUUUCGGAGCCUGUAGAGGAAAACUUAAGGAGCCUGCAUCGCCUAAACAAUCUACGCUUUCAAAAUUUGGAGUCCAUAGACAUGAAAAUCUUGGGACGAAUUCCCAGACUUGAAGUUUUAAAAUUAGAAGAUGUAAAUUGUAUGGAAAUCCUUGAUUGUGGUAGUGAUAGGAGCUUUCCGCGGCUUCAAGUGUUUAUGAUGAUACAUGUGAUUGUGGAACGUCUUACGUUAGAAGAUGGUGCAAUGCCUUGCCUUCGACGUGCGGUCUUCCAUAAGUGCCCUGGCUUGGAGUUGAAGAACCUUCCAGAACAAAUGAGUUCCUUGGGUUGUAACCUGGAGUAUGUACAGUGUGAAGAUUCUUAUCAAAUGACGGAUGAUGUUUAUUUUGAUGAUGAUGAUGAUUAUAAACUGGAUCUUGAUUUGGACCUCAUCAAUGUCAUAGACAAGUAUGCUAUUUAAUCCGUUAGAAACUCUCUACUUCACGCUUCACCUGAGUUUUCACGGUUUAAUCCUCUUCAUGCUUUUAUGCUUUUGCCAAUGUGAAUCAUUCUAACAUGUAUAAUCAUGUAAGAGAAAUGCAUUGUAUUGUAAU